Molecule: messenger RNA, 405 nt
Organism: Eimeria maxima
Lineage: Eukaryota; Apicomplexa; Conoidasida; Eucoccidiorida; Eimeriidae
Product: elongation factor Tu, putative
Exons: 3
Coding region: 1-405 (134 amino acids)
Biological process (GO): mitochondrial translational elongation
Cellular component (GO): mitochondrion
Molecular function (GO): translation elongation factor activity
Source: RefSeq, a predicted model, not a curated record
AUGUUUCGUAAAACCCUAGAUGAGGCAAGAGCAGGAGAUCAGGUUGGUGCAUUAGUAAAAGGAUUAAGAAGAGAAGAUAUAAAAAGAGGAAUGGUAUUAGGGUGUCCUGGUUACCUAAAAUUAUAUAAAAAGUUUAUUGCUAAUGUAUAUAUACUAAAGGAAGAAGAAGGAGGAAGAAAAAAACCUUUUUUUAGUUAUUAUAGACCCCAAGCAUUUAUAAGAACAGGAGACAUGGCAUGUACAUUAAUAUUACCACAAGGAAAGGACAUGGGAAUGCCUGGAGAUAAUAUACAAUUAGAGGUUGAAUUAUUAAAUCCUUUAGCAUUACAUAUUGGAUUAAGAUUCACAUUAAGGGAAGGAGGAAGGACUGUAGCAUCAGGAGUUAUUACAGAUACUAUUUCCUAA